This is a messenger RNA of Elaeis guineensis (African oil palm), 1175 nucleotides long. RefSeq names its product vacuolar protein-sorting-associated protein 37 homolog 1. Gene Ontology annotation, biological process: protein targeting to membrane; protein targeting to vacuole; ubiquitin-dependent protein catabolic process via the multivesicular body sorting pathway. NCBI's taxonomy places the organism in Eukaryota, Viridiplantae, Streptophyta, Magnoliopsida, Arecales, Arecaceae. Gene Ontology annotation, cellular component: ESCRT I complex. The record is from RefSeq and is a predicted model, not a curated record.
AGUCUCUUCCUUCCUUUCCGUCUUUCUGUCUCUCUCUUCGUCCCUCUCUUUUAGCCCUCUUUUCGGAGAUCACGCGGGAGAUCAAUUCGACCACCAUCAGGGAGCGAUCGGAUCGAACGGAGAGAGGCACGCAAUUGCGAUUUCUUUGAAAAAUAUCAAGUGACUUUAUUAGAUUCCCUGCAGCUCAAUAGCUUCUAUGAUGAACUGGAAGUUUCCAAUGUUUGGGGGUGCCCAACAGCCGCAGGCUCAGUCAAAUUUUCAUGAUAUUCCUACGCAAUCUUGGUACCCUCCAUCAGUGGUUAAUUCAUCUUCACGCCCUUCCACACCAAGCAGUUCUUCCGGUGUCAGUACACAUCAAAGAGCUUCAGAUCAUCCUCAGUCGUCAUCACAGGGGCAGCCUUCACCUGCUGAGGCAGGAGGAAUAAUUUCUCGCUUGAAGGAUAAAAGUGUUGAUGAGUUGAGAAAGCUUCUAACCGACAAGGAGGCAUACAAUGCUUUCUUCAAUUCGCUCGACCAAGUGAAAAUUCAGAAUAAUCUUCGUGAUGAACUUCGGAAGGAAACGUUACAACUCGCAAGGGAGAAUUUGGAGAAGGAACCUAGAAUUUUAGAGCUUAGGAACCAGUGUACUAUCAUUCGAACAACUGAGUUAGCUGCUGCGCAGGAGAAGUUAGCAGAAUUGGAGAGGCAGAAGGAAGAAACUCUGAAGUUGUAUUCUCCAGCUUCACUUCUUCGGAAGCUUCAUGAGGCAAUGAGUAAAGUGGAAGAGGAAUCCGAUGUACUGCAUAGGCAGCUUCUGGACAAGGAGAUUGACCUUCAGACAUUUAUACAGAAGUAUAAGAAACUUCGCAAUAUUUACCACAGACGGGCACUUCUCCAUCUUGCUGCCAAGACUUCGGGUGUUCAUUAGUAUUUUGUGCAGUGUACUUUUGUGUGAUAGGACAUGAUAGAGUGAUACUUCUGUAAUAUUCUCCGUGUAAUACCUUCUGCUUUUUAUGCAAGUCCAUGUUUCAUUGAUGUUGGCACGGAGAAAGACGCAUCAUCUCGGAGUGCAAGAGACCAUGCAAGAUUGCAUCGAUAGGAUGGCUUGCCUUACCUAUUCUAAGCCUUUCCUGCUGCACGUGAAUGGUAACCAUGUACUCCAAUCUUUGAUAACAUUCUUAUGCCAUCGUUUCUUU